This is a messenger RNA of Contarinia nasturtii (swede midge), 693 nucleotides long. Its product is annotated as probable ubiquitin-like-specific protease 2A. Gene Ontology annotation, biological process: proteolysis. Gene Ontology annotation, molecular function: cysteine-type peptidase activity. Bases 1 to 693 code for a protein of 230 amino acids. Lineage: Eukaryota; Metazoa; Arthropoda; Insecta; Diptera; Cecidomyiidae. The record is from RefSeq and is a predicted model, not a curated record. The transcript has a single exon.
AUGGAUCCAAUCCUGGAAUAUAACGGCGUUCAAAUAUUUCCUUUUGACAUGGACACGCUUGAUUCCGAAGGUUUGCUGAACAAUGCAAUCCUGGACUUUUACUUGAAAUAUUUGUACGACGCAAAAUUGUCAAAUGAACAACGCAAAAAAGUGGAGAUUUGUACCAGCUUUUUUCACCUCAAGAUGUUGCAAGAGGACAACGAAAACUUGGAAUUGCCACAAAUACAUAUUCUGAACAAAGAUUUCGUGCUGAUUCCGGUGAAUGCGAAGCAGCAUUGGUUUUUAAUCAUCUUGUGCUAUCCACGAAAUCUCGUUGACAACAACAACGAUCCGAAAGAACGUCCACGCAUUAUCGUUCUCGAUUCCUCCAUUGAUUUUCUCAAACGACAACGAAAAGACUUGAUGAAAAAGCUAUUGUCAUUCGUUCAGGAGCAAGUUAUGAUUGAAUCCGGUAAAUCCGUUGAUGUUGAUGUUUUGUCAAUCGAUAUUGUACCAAUUUUGCAACAAGACAACGAAUUUGAUUGUGGUUUGUUCUUAUUGGAAUUUGCCGAAAAAUUUCUUUUGGACAAUUUAGAAAAUUUUCAAGAAACACCAAGCAGCUCCGCCAUCGAAAAUGUUACCAUCGACUGUGACGAGAAACGACGCCACAUCAAAGAACUCAUUGAAACAUUGAGCGCAUCACAAUAUAUAUGA